GGAGGUCUUUCGUAUUAAGCAAGAAGAGCUUGAAAAGAAAAGCGAUAAAAAAGAAUUAGCAACUCAACAAGUUUAAGGAAACGAGAGAAGCAAUAUCAAGAACAAAAUGGCAGGACGCGGUAGAGGAAAGUCUGCUAUGUCCUUUUCCAUGGAACAGUUGGGCAUCUCUAAAGGAGAAACACUAUCAACACUAGUUCUGCAACCAUCUUUAAGUUAUCCUCCAUUGGAUCACAAACCUCCACCUAUUCAAAUAACUAGCGAGAUGGAAUAUCUAAUAGAAUUGAAAAGGCACUUCACUGAAUAUGUGCGAGAGUCACCACAUUAUGUGAAAGCUGCUGUUAUAAAUGAAGAUAUUGAACGAUACAGCGAUGCUUUUAAAGAAGAUUUCACAGACAAUGAUGAAUCGAAAUAUGAGGCGUACCAUGAUCGUCAAAAACGAAAACUCCGACAACAGAAAGGAAAUAAGAAGAAAAAGAAUAUGGAUAUUGUGAAAAAGUUGUCAGAAUUGGAAAAAAAAGAAAAUAUGCAACAUCCUGUCGAAGAGGAAGAUAAAGAAGAAGGGAAUGAAGAGGAGAAUGAUGAAGAAAAGGAAGAUGGUGUAAAGGAGGAUGAGGAAGAUGAGAUGGAUGAUGGAACUGAUUAUGCAAAUGAAUACUUCGAGAAUGGUGACAAUUACUAUAGCGAAGAGGACAAUAAUGACGAUCAGUUCUUUGAUGCAUAAAUACUUGCAUGUUUCAGAAAAAAUUUUUUUUUAUAUCUUGACUCUUUUAUAUCUGUUUUUUUAAUAUCUGUCAUUUUCAAAGCUUUAAUCAAGUAGAGUUGAAAAGGCAUUUCACCGAGUAUAUGCUAGAGUCGAAUGUAAAUAUGUCGCCAAAUUAUGUGAAAACUGCUGUUGAAAAUGAAGAUGUUAAACAUUAUAGUAAUAUUUUUAAAGUCGAUUUCACAGAAAAUGAUGAAUCAAAAGGUAAAUUAAGCGCCGAGAAACUAAAAACCUAUUUACUGCAAGUUCACUUAAAUUAUGCAAGAUUCUUUAUAAUUUCUCAGUUAAUUUUAAUAUCAUUGUUUGGAGAAAACCGAUUAAUGCGUAAAUUAAACUAACAAUGAGAAAAGAUUGUGCGUACAUGUAUGUGACUCACUACUAAACAUAAUAUAGAUUGAAUAAAUAACAUUAGUUUAUUUUAUUUUAUUUUUUUUUUUUCUUAGAACAAAUUCUCCAUAACAUCGCUCUUCUUGUUCUUGUUCUAUUAGACUUCUGGCCUGUGUUACACCUUUCUCAUAUGCUUGUAGUACGCUGAUUAUUUGCCACGAGUAUAUGGAGCCUACAAUUUUAAUGCCGGUUCUGAACGGCGGAUUGUUCGAGAGAAAUUUCUGUGAAGGAUACUCUCUGGAGAUUGCCGGCCUUUUUCGAGAAGAAAUACGAGCGUAAAUAUUUGAUUGCUAUCGAGAUUGAACCCGGGACUUCUGGCAUGAUAGACCAGUGUGUUGUUUGCCAUGCCACUCUCGUGCUCGUUAACAUCGAUUUUUAAUUUCAAAUAACAGUGAGAUAUAAAUACAUUUAGUUUUUCUUCGCUAUUCUCUCGUUAUUGAUUGAAGGAAGGAAAGGAUUCGUCGUAACAUGUGGAUAUAUUCGAAGUAGGGGGCACGCAGCGUAACAAUUAAAAUAGUCUAGAAAUCACAGGAAGCGUCGGCGUGUUUUUUUAUUACGAGUAUUUCACAAUUUCUAAUAUAUAAUAUAUUUAUAUAAUAUAUAUAGCCAUAAUAAUCUGCAAUUGUAAUAAAUGAUCCUUUUCUAUGAUGCCAUCGGAUAGUACAAACGCAAUGUUUCUUGGGGUGAGUGACUGGGAAAAUGGAAGAGGAGGAGGAAGGGGUAAAAAUAUAGAAGAACGGUGUGUAGAAUACGCAAAAAUACCAUAGCGUUUAUAAUGCUCGUUAUGUAUACGUUAAGUUUUAAUGAUUUCAUCCCGUGUUUAUAUAUGUAUAUAUUUUUUUCCUUUAUUUCUCUAAUGAAUUGCCGACCGCGAAUUAAGCGCUUUAAAAAUCCGUGUAUUAUAAGGAAAAAUUAAAUCGCAGAGAGAAAAAGUUUUCCGAACUCCUGUAAAAUUUCCAAUCACUGGAUCAUUCGUCGUCUUUCUAAGACCGAGUCUGUCAUCAGAGGAUAUCUUAGAACUAUUGAGAGAUCCUUUACAAUAAAUAAUCCGGAUAGGAAAAGAAAUUGCGCGAAAUUUCUCUUUCGUUUGACGCAAUGUGAUAUAAAUUUUUUAGAGUGCGAUGGCAAUAAAUCGCAAAAAUAAUUCCGUUCAUUACUACUUUUUUUUUUAUCAAAAAUUCGGAAUUUUUCGACCGAGUCAAGUCGUUCUAAGUUGCAAGGUCUGAUAAAGCACUUGGGAGUUAUCGCAAACGAUUUGAACUUAAUUAUUUAUAUAACGAGCCGUAUAUCUUUUAUGCGGAAUUAUGCGUGCAAAAAAAUAAUACAUCUUUUACAUUUCGUGAAUAUUUAAACGAUAUAAGAUCAAUAACAAUAUCAGAUCGAUACUAAUUGAGCCAAUUAGACUACAUGUAUGAUAAUAAAAAUUCUUCACAAAUAAGUUACAUUACAAAAUAUAACAUUUAACAUACGAUAUGUAUAUGUAUAUUUGUAUAUACCUAUACAUGUAUGUUUCACAAAAUGAGGUUGUGUAAACAAGUAUGUGUGUGUGUGUGUGUGUGUGUGUGUGUGUGUGUGAAGAAUUAAUAAAAUUGUUAUGAACAGUAAGAUUGUUGUGGAUUAUAAUUUUGACACAUCUACACUUUGCACUUUGAUACUGAAGAGUGUGGUGCGAAAAUAUAAUUCAGAAGAAUCUUAAUUAAAAGUUGUAUAUAAAAUAAGAGAGAGAUAUUUUGAUACUAUAAUAAGGAUGACUGAUAGAACUUAAUUUUGUAAUAAGCUUUAAAGCGCUUUUCACUUUCAUUAGAUUUGUUGAAUUGUGUGAACAACUAAAAUAAUAAGUAUCUGAUUAAAAUAAUUGCACAUUGUAAUAAGACAAAUUAAGUAAAAAAGCUAAUUAAUGGUUUAUCCACUAAUGUCUAUUAAUGAUUCAAUUGAUAUAUCGUAUCGUUCGUGUAUAAAUUGUUCUUAAUAAAACAGUUUAAGAUAAAAUCUCUCAAUGUGAAGGCGUGUAACAAUCCCGAGUCCAUAGUGUAAAUAUUCACCAUGGACAUAUACACCAUGCCCGAGUUAUCGAUGAUAUUCUCACUAGGAAAUUAAUUCAGAAUUAUUUGCAGUCAUCUAAUUGUUACAAUAUUUCUUGUCAUCACGUUUCUUAAUUUCCUUUUCGUUGCAUUAUAAAAUAGGUAAUUAUUAUACUUAUAUUACGGGCGAGGCAGAAAAUUAGGUGACAAUUUGACGAUCAUGCACUCGGCAAUGUCCGAAAGACAUUAAAUUCUCCGAAAAUUAAUUUCUUAAUGGAGUUAUUGAGAUGAUGUUACUUGGUUAUAUAUUUGAAAUGUAUUUACAUUUGAAUUCUUUAGGUUUUUUGACCUCAGGUUUUUCUCUUCGCGCAAUUCUACGACACGUCAUUUUUUUCAUUAAUAUCUAUAACAUUUAUAUUAGCAAAAUCGAUUCUUUUCGGAAAUGAUGUUCAAUUAGAUUCUUCGGAACGUCUUAUUUUCUCUUGAAAUCUCUUUUCUAAUACUUUCGCGUAAUUAGAAGACAGCAUACAAUUAGCGUUAUCCAGCACUCUAAUUUGUCGCGAUGAAAAAAAGCUGUCUUGCUAAUCGAUAAGAAUUUAUGUCUUUAUAACGAUUAUCUUCCUACUUUCGUCAAUGAAAACGAGUGGUAAAAACAUAGAAUAUUUUAAGGAACUACGUACAUUCCGCUUGGACAGCCUUUUCACAGCUUUCCUAUCUACAUUUUCAUCACAAUAAUCAAAUGUGCUCAGACUAGAAUACGAAAAAGAGCAAAAAGCGUAUCUUUGAAAACGAUAAUAUACAUCCACAGCGUAUGUAAUUAUAGCUAUGAGCGCAUGAAUCUCGCAACACGCUCCGAUGGCAACUUUCAGACACCAGAAUUUCAAAUUAGGUAUCUUGUCGCUCGCAAAUCUAGAAAAAACGAUACCUCACAAUUUGAUAUUUUAAGAAGUGCUUACAAAUAAAUUCAUCGAAUCGAAUGGAGAACUAUUAAUGAAGAUGUUAACGAUGAAGUCGUUAAAUGGAUGUAAUAUUUGCUUUCGCUUUUGGUCAUUUUGGACAAAUGGGAAACGUCGUUUCUCACAGAUCGAAUCGCAAUCUAAUUCAUGCGGCGUGACGUUCUGAAAAUCACAGGACAGGUCUGCUUCUGUAUUCGGACGGGCAGUGUGAGCUUGCGAGAUACUUCUUCAACAUGUUUGAAAAAAAAAAAUCGGUUACAAUAAGCCAUAUAUACACAGUUUCGCUUCAAUAGUGUCGCUUAUGACGAAUCGCUCGGACCUUGACUGCGAAAACAAAGAAAUACCUGUCUCGUUUAAGAAAAACAUUUUAAAUUAAACACCGCUGUCAUAUACAUUUAAGAUCACGAUGGCUCUAUAAGUCAGCUUACAAGAAAGAGAAAUCUUAAAUAACGUAGAAUAAAACAAGAUGAAGUUAAUUGAAAGAAAAUAAAAUACAUAUCGAGUAUAAUAAAACAUUUAUUUUCAAUAUUUUUGUGAUAGUAAAUUUAUUAAUGUUUAGUAGAAAUUUGUAGUGUGAUAAGAGAACUUUUGUCUCUGAAUUGAUUAAAACCUCUUAUUGAA
Molecule: messenger RNA, 4745 nt
Organism: Acromyrmex echinatior (Panamanian leafcutter ant)
Lineage: Eukaryota; Metazoa; Arthropoda; Insecta; Hymenoptera; Formicidae
Gene: Dph3
Product: Diphthamide biosynthesis 3
Biological process (GO): protein histidyl modification to diphthamide
Molecular function (GO): metal ion binding
Source: RefSeq, a predicted model, not a curated record